AGCAGAGCCAUCUUGUAUGACAUACAAGAAUGGUAAUGAGUACAUCGCGAUGCCGCCAUAAUUGUUUAUUCACAUUCCCGCGCAUUUCUACACUAAGUAUUUAAAUAAAGUAAACUAAACCUUAAUCUUACUAACGUAAACCACUGAGUGAAAUGUAAUACAGCCCGCCAAAGCUAGUUGUUGUUAUUUUAACUAAUUUUUUUUUUUGUUUUAUCAUUUUUAUGUUAAAUAUUAUUUUUUUUAUAUAUAAUAAUCAAUUCAAUAUUAUAAAUUUGAUAAAUACGUGAUAUUCAUUACGAAUAUAAUAAAUUUAUAACCUAAAAUGGAAGACAGUCCAACAACGUCUCGGAGUAAAAGGAUUAAAGUCGAUAAAUCCAAUCGAAGUGCGGCUUUUCAAAAACUAAAAGAAUUGAAGGGGAGUAAAAAUAAAUAUCAUGUUGGGCAAUUGGAAAAUGUAUAUGAUCAAGUUGACGAAAAAGAAUAUUCAAAGACUGUUGCUGAUCGACAGCAAUCUGAUUGGAUUGUUGAUGACGGUGGUGACGGAUACAUUGAAGAUGGUAGAGAAAUUUUCGAUGACGAUUUAGAUGAUGAAAGUAUUAAAAAAGCAUCAAAACUAAAUUUAUCAGGUCCACGCAAACGCAAGCGAGAAAAAGAGGAUGAAGCUAAAUCAAAAGGCUCCAUUGUAAAUAUGUUUAAAAAAUGUGACAAGAAAAAAGACUCAGUGAAACCGGAAAAUGAAAACCUUUUAUCAGAUAUACUCAACGAAUUUAAGAAGAAUAAAACAUCAUCAGAAACGAAUAAAAGUAUAUCAACAGUUAAUAAAUUUAAAGUUCAGUCUACAAAACCAUCAUCAGUAAAACACCAAGAAAACUUCAAUGGUCUUAUCGAUCAGCCGAAGAAUGUCGAGAAAAUAACAGAAAGUAUUGAUAAUGAUGAUGAUUUGAGUAUAUUUGACGAUAAUUCAACGGCAGCAAAAGUAGAAACUACUGUUAUAAAACCACCCAGUCAAAAGAUAACAGAAAUAAAAGAAAGUAUUGUUACUGAAGACAUCAAUCCUACUCCAGAUGAUUCAAAAGCUAUAAAUGAGAUUAUUAGUAAUUAUGAUGAUAAUGAUUCUAAAGAAAUAAUUGGAUCAAUAAACCAAGAAAAAGUAAAUGAAGAUUAUCGUUUUUUAAUAGAAGAGGAUGGCUUCGAUGAUCUAAUCGAAUCAAUCGACGUAGAGAAAGUGAAUAAAGAUAAUCGCCCUGUAAUAGAAGACGAUGACUUCAGUGAAGUUAUAGCAUCAUUAGACGAGAAAUCAUUAUGGGCAGCAUGGGACGGUGAUACAGAUGAUCCAGUAAAAGAAGCCGCAACAGUUAAAGCAACAUCAUUGUCGUCAUCAGUUACUGACACUAAUGAUCUAUUCAAGUCUGCUAUUUUGAAAAACAAUAACGGUGAUGAUGUUGUUAGAUUUUUUUGGUGGGACGCUGUUGAAAAUCCAUACAAAACUCCGGGUACUGUUAAUUUGUUCGGAAAAAUUUAUAUUGAAUCAUCUAAAAGUUUUGUAUCUUGUUGUUUGACUGUCAAAAAUAUUCCACGCAGACUUUAUGUAUUACCUAGAGAAAAAAUAAUUGACAAUGAAACAAAAGAGGAAAGACUUACAACAAUGAAGGACGUGUAUGAUGAAUUUAAAAAAUUAGCAAACGCUAAUAAAAUAAAUGAGUUUCGUAGUUUAACAACAUCAAAAUCAUAUGCCUUUGAUAGGGUGAAUACACCAUUACAAUCAGAGUAUCUCGAGGUAAGAUAUUCACCAUCAUAUCCUGUAUUGAACUCUAAUUACAGUGGUAAAGCUAUUGAACACAUAUUUGGUACGAGUGUUAAUCCGUUAGAACUGUUCUUAAUCGAAAGAAAAAUCAAAGGACCUAAUUGGCUUGAUAUUAAGUCACCAGUUCCUGUCAAUAAUGGUCCAUCUUGGUGUAAAUUACAAUUAAAUUGUCUUAAAAUGGAAAAUAUAAGUGUUACUGAAAAUGAAAGUAAAUUACAAGUUCCACCCAUUGUCUUAAUGACUAUUGACGUAAGAACAACUUUAAAUUCUCGUAAUAAUGAUACUGAAAUAACAAUGAUUGGUAUUUUAAUGAAUAAUGAUUAUAAUGUUGAUAAACCAUCACCUAAAACAAUAUUCAAUAAAAAUUAUUGUUUAGUUACCCAUCCAAAAGAUACAACAUGGCCAUUAUACGCUCGUGAUAAAUUACAACGUUUUGAUAAAACAACAAAUAUUAUUAUUUGUGAAACAGAAACAGAUGUUUUAGAAAAAUUUUUGGAUAUCAUUAAUGAAACAGAUCCAGAUUUACUUUUAGGAUAUGAUUGUGGUUUUCAAUUUGAUAUUAUUUAUCGACGAUUGGUUACAUUAAAAAUAAAAAAUUUAAGCAGAAUAAGUAAACUUAAACAAAAUAUAGCUGGACAACUUGGUGGUGGUAAUAAUAAUUAUAAAUUACCUCUACCAUCAAUAUUUAGUGGUCGUCCAAUUCUUGACAUUGUUGCAUCAGUUAAAGAAUUAAAUAUUAAAAUACGUAGUUAUGAUCUUGACAGUAUAUGUCAUGCUGUUUUAAAAACUCAAGAAAAUUCUAUUAAAGAAAUAAAACCAUCAGAAUGUAAUAAGUUUUAUGAAACAGCUGAUAAAAUAAUAACACUUGUUAAAGUAACAAUGUCCGAAGCUCUUUAUAUAUCAACAUUGAUAUUUCAAUUAAAUGUUAUACCAUUAUCACUUCAAAUAACUUGUAUUGCUGGUAAUAUAUUAUCAAGAACAUUAUCGGGUGGUCGUGCUGAAAGAAAUGAAUUCUUAUUACUACAUGCAUUUUCUGAAAAGGGAUACAUUACACCAGAUAAAAAAAGUAAAACUAAUAAAGAUACAAAUAAAGUUAGUGAUAAAAUUAGUAAAAAACCUAAAUAUGCGGGUGGGCUUGUGUUAGAUCCUAAACGAGGAUUUUAUGAUAAAUUUAUAUUAUUAAUGGAUUUUAAUUCACUGUAUCCCAGUAUUAUUCAAGAAUAUAAUUUAUGUUUCACAACAUUAAAAAAUAUUUGUAACAUAAAUCUUGAAGAAAUUGAUGAUCUUAAUGAUAGUCUACCGAAACCAGAUUCUGAAACAGGAGUUGUUCCAACAGAAAUACGUAAGCUUGUUGAAAGUCGGCGUCAAGUUAAAAAUUUAAUGAAACAACAUAAUUUGAGUCCUGAAUUGAAAAUGAAUUACAACAUUCGUCAAUUGGCGUUAAAAUUAACAGCUAAUUCAAUGUAUGGUUGUCUUGGAGCAACGCAUUCACGUUUUUAUGCAAAAACAUUUGCUGCUAUUAUAACUUUUAAAGGACGUGAAAUACUUGAACAUACUAAACAUCUUGUUGAAAAUUUAAAAUAUGAAGUUAUAUAUGGUGAUACAGAUUCAUUAAUGAUUAACAGUGAAUGUUUAGAUUAUGAUAAAGCGUUUGAAAUUGCUAAAAAUAUUAAAAGUGAAGUUAAUAAACAUUACAAAAUGCUUGAGCUUGAUAUUGAUGGAGUAUUUAAAUAUUUAUUACUCUUACACAAGAAGAAAUAUGCUGCUAUUACAAUUACUAAACUACCCAAUGGUCAAUUUGAUUUUAUUAAAGAAUAUAAAGGAUUAGAUAUUGUAAGAAGAGAUUGGUGUCAACUUGCUUGUGAUGCUGGGAAAAAAAUUUUGGAUAUUAUUUUCAUGGAUUGCAUUGAAGAAGAAAAACUAUUUAAAAUUGGUGAAACUCUAGAAGAGAUUUCAUGUAGUGUUCGUAACAAUACAUUACCACUCUCAUCAUUUGUUUUAACUAAACAAUUAUCAAAAAAUCCAAACGAGUAUCCGAUCAAAACUACGAAUCACGUAGCGAUUGCUUUAAGAAUGAAUAAAACUGGUGGACGUAUGUGGAAAUCUGGUGAUACUAUUUCAUUCUUAGUAUGUGCUGAUGGUAGUAAAAAUAGUUCAAAUGAACGUAGUUAUCAUAUUGAUGAAUUUAAAAAAAAUCGUAAUUUAUCAAUCGAUUCUGAUUAUUAUUUAAAUGGUCAAGUUUAUCAGGUAGUACAGCGUAUUUGUAAUCCAAUUGAGAUGAUCACCGAAAUAUUUUUAAUAGAUAAGUUAGGUAUACGACACCUUCACAAGGAAAAAUUUAAAUCAGCCAAUUCUCAUUCUUCACGUCAUUACGAAACUUCGGAUGAAUCACGUGUAAGUAAGUGUUAUCUUACAGUUAGUAGAAAAAAAUAUAAAAAUUGUAUUCCUCUUCUUUUGUACUGUUUGGAAUGUGAAGCGUAUCGUUCAAUUGAUGACAUUUCAUACCCAUAUGAAGAUGAUGGUCGCAAACUAUCUUUGGCUAAAUGUAUUCAGAAAGAUUGUGAAUUUAUUCCUUUUAAAUAUUCAUUUAUUAUUUUCAAUGCUAUAAUUCAGAGUAUUCGUAAAGUUAUUCAGCAUUACUAUCAACAAAGUUUUAUUUGCUGUAACAAGCAAUGUCGAAAAAUUCAAAGAAAAAUUUUUAUCAGUGGACCACGACAAUUACCAGUAUGUUUUUAUUGCGGACAUGCUUAUAUAAAAAAAACUGUUACCGAUAAACUCGUUGCAAGAUCUAUCGAUUUGUAUCGACAAAUUUUAAAUGUUGCACAAAUUCCUGAAAGUGAGUUACCUCCAUAUAUAUUAAAUCAAAAAGAAAUGUUUGAUGUCUACAAAACGAGUACAGAAAUUGUCGACAAUUAUGUUGAAAGAAGUCGUUAUUCUAAAAUCGCUAUUAUUCAAUUAUUCCAUUCGGCUAUUGAAAAAGAAAAAAAAACCAACCAGCGUAAGAAAAAAAAACCAACUAAAACUUUUAAUAUUACGGAAGUGGAAAAUGUUAGUGAUGAAAAAAGUUCAAAGUAUGAAAAUUAUUUCGAAACGAGUAAACAAGAUGAUUUUUACCGUAAAGUUGUAUUUUGGUAAAUUACAAACAGUAACCAAAUGUAUUCAAAACAGAUAGAUUAAUUUUUAAAACAUUUAAUUAUAAUUUUAUACGAAUAAGUUUCUUAUUUUAUUUACUGAAUAAAAUAUUUCAAUAAU
Messenger RNA from Cotesia glomerata, 5056 nucleotides. RefSeq names its product DNA polymerase alpha catalytic subunit (gene DNApol-alpha180). Gene Ontology annotation, biological process: mitotic DNA replication initiation; DNA replication; lagging strand elongation. Bases 323 to 4939 code for a protein of 1538 amino acids. Lineage: Eukaryota; Metazoa; Arthropoda; Insecta; Hymenoptera; Braconidae. The record is from RefSeq and is a predicted model, not a curated record. Gene Ontology annotation, cellular component: alpha DNA polymerase:primase complex. The transcript is spliced from 3 exons. Gene Ontology annotation, molecular function: DNA-directed DNA polymerase activity; purine nucleotide binding; chromatin binding.